Molecule: messenger RNA, 1379 nt
Organism: Entelurus aequoreus (snake pipefish)
Lineage: Eukaryota; Metazoa; Chordata; Actinopteri; Syngnathiformes; Syngnathidae
Gene: med18
Product: mediator of RNA polymerase II transcription, subunit 18 homolog (yeast)
Exons: 3
Coding region: 671-1300 (209 amino acids)
Biological process (GO): termination of RNA polymerase II transcription; regulation of transcription by RNA polymerase II
Cellular component (GO): mediator complex; core mediator complex
Molecular function (GO): transcription coregulator activity
Source: RefSeq, a predicted model, not a curated record
ACUGAGCUGCCAGGUUUUUUUUAACCGUAAAAUCUGUGGUGAUUUUGUGUCACAGUGCAAUAGUAUCGAUGGAAAAUGAUAUCACUGUUAAUUAUGUGGGGACUGUGCUUCCAGUUUGCUUAACAUAAACGUCACUUCCCUCUCUCUCCCCGGAAGUCCCGCCCCCCAGCUAAGGUCAUUGGCUAACACCCCGUAGCCAGCCGCUACAAUACUUUAUAUUUAUCUGUAGCGCCACCUUACGUCUUGUUGACUAGCAAGGCUGCGUGUCUAAUGAAUGAACUGCCGGCCGUCUCCUCUUUUUUUCGCUUUAAUAGGUCCUAACCUCUAUAUAGCUUAACCAACAAGCCGUUAAAUUUUCAAAUUUUACUCCUAAACACCGUUUGACUUAUUUCGUAAAUGUAUUGAGAGCGGGUUAGCUACGUGCUAGUUAGCUCAGUGGCUAACAAUGCUACACGCAUGAGUCGACGCCGGAGGCCUCACUGGAUCCUCGGUAAUUCCUGCGGAGGCCAAGCCGAGCCACAUCAGUUUAGAACGGGCUUGUCUUUUGCGUUGUAGGUGACGCUCCUGGAUCUGGAUCUACCCCGAUAUCAAAGCCGGUUUUAGACGCGCAGGCUGAUACAAUUGUCAUUAUUCACCAGUAACGUAAUAAAAAAGAGGCUCCUGAAGAGAGAUGGAGGCUCCUCCUGUCACCGUGAUGCCUGUCACCGGGGGCACCAUCAACAUGAUGGAGUACCUGUUGCAAGGAAGUGUGUUGGACCAGGCCCUGGAAAGCCUCUUGCAUCGCCUGCGAGGCUUGUGUGACAACAUUGAACCCGAGGCCUUUACUGACCACGAGCUGGUUUACCUCCUGAAAGGCCAACAAGGCAACCCGUUUAUCCUCCGCGCUCGCCGCUCCCUCGCCCACCCCACAGCGCCGUGGCACCUGCGCUACCUGGGACAGCCCGAGGUGGGGGACAAGAGCCGGCACGCUCUGGUGCGCAACUGCGUUGACGUGGCGGCCUCGCACAGUUUACCCGAGUUCCUCAAUGAAAUGGGCUUCCGUAUGGACCACGAGUUUGUAGCGAACGGACACAUGUUCCGUAAAGGCGCCAUGAAAGUGGUGGUCAGCAAGCUGUCGCGCAUCCUGGUACCGGGGAACACGGACAACACGGAACGCCUGUCGCUGUCGUACUUGGUGGAGUUGAGUGUGUUGGCGCCCGCCGGUCAAGACACCGUGUCAGAAGACAUGCGCAGUUUUGCAGAGCAGCUCAAACCUUUGGUGCACCUGGAGAAGAUUGACCCCAGCAAACAGAGACAUUGAAAAACCCAACGUACAUGUUAGAUAUCUAUUUGUAGAUUUUUUUUACAUGACAUUAAAUGCAACCCAGCUUUGGCAUAAA